Triplophysa rosa is the source of this 4141-nucleotide messenger RNA. It is a transcript of the gene mntb, whose product is annotated as MAX network transcriptional repressor b. Lineage: Eukaryota; Metazoa; Chordata; Actinopteri; Cypriniformes; Nemacheilidae. The coding region runs from base 399 to 2108 and encodes 569 amino acids. Gene Ontology annotation, biological process: regulation of transcription by RNA polymerase II. The record is from RefSeq and is a predicted model, not a curated record. Gene Ontology annotation, molecular function: DNA-binding transcription factor activity, RNA polymerase II-specific; RNA polymerase II cis-regulatory region sequence-specific DNA binding; protein dimerization activity. The transcript is spliced from 6 exons.
CAGUGACUUAAAUAUCAUAUUGAAAGAUUCACAAAAUGUAUAAAUACAUUUCGAUCCCGUUUGUGAGAGAAUUCUCAACACAGACUCCCGAUCCUGUCAGGCUGCGGUACAGCGUGCUCUGCCCUACUUUUUAAUCGCUGGUAGUAUUAGGGAGGAGUAGCGCUGACGAGGGCGGACCUUGAAUGGUAUGUCUUUAGACUUGUUGUGUUUUCUGUUACUCCAAUCGCCAUCUUGUUGCCAGUGAAGUAAUGUGUUUCUGAUGUAUUUCGGGAGCGCUCUGGAUGUCUUAUGACUGUCUUUGGAAGCCAAGUGGAUCUUACUGUGAAUAGUCAACCACACAUAUCCGUACCGGGCUUUGCAUAUAUUUUUACCAGGAGCGCGCUGUGGCGGUGUUUAAGAUGAGUAUCGAUACUCUGUUGGAAGCGGCCAGGUAUUUGGAGUGGCAAGCCCAGCAACAACAGAUUACACGUGAGCAAGAGGAGUGCCGAGAGAAGGCCCUGUUGUCCCGCGAGGCCGAGCAGAAGCUCUCAGCCCCCGUUAUCCAACCUGUCCAAGUCAACCACGUGACAUGGGCAGAAGACACGCGGCUCGAGGUGCACCGCCAUCACCAGCACCACCCUCCGGUGGUCCCGCCCCCUCCCCUCCCACCACCCGUUCCCAUCACUGUCAUUCCCAUCCCGGUGGUCCCUGCCAACCCCGCGGCAUCUCCCCUUCAGACCGCCAUCCCCCUUCCGGUGGUCACGCCUUUAGCCGCGGCUCUGUCUCCACCAGCAACCCCUCUCCUCAGCCCUACCGGUAAAGACGCUAUCUCACCUUUGCAACAGCAGCUACACCGUCACUUAAUUGCGCACAUAAAAGCGGAAGUCAGCGGAUUGCCUCAGUCCAACAACAGUCCAAAACAGCAACAGACGCAGGCGCUGUUGCAACCGUAUCCAGCCCCCAUCAUCCCUGCUCAACAUCCACCGCAGCAACACGCCCUCCUGCCCCAGCCGGCUCUACCCCAACCUCAGCCAACACUGGGUCAGCUGCAGACAAACCAGGCGGCCAGGUCUAACGGAGCCGCUGUGGAUGAUGCGAAGAGGAGACCGGGAGGGGCUGGGACACGAGAAGUUCACAACAAGCUGGAAAAGAACAGACGAGCUCAUCUUAAAGAAUGUUUCGAUACCCUCAAGAGGAACGUUCCUAAUGUAGAUGAAAAGAAAACCUCUAAUCUGAGUGUCCUGAGGAGCGCUCUCCGCUACAUACAGACGUUAAAACGAAAAGAAAAGGAGUAUGAGCACGAGAUGGAGCGUUUGGCGCGGGAGAAGAUCGCCACCCAGCAGAGACUUGCUGAGCUGAAGAACGAGUUGGGUCAGUGUAUGGACAUCAUGGAGAUCGACAGGAUCCUCAGACAGACGGUCCAGCCAGAAGAUGACCAGGCCUCUACAUCAACGGCAUCAGGUACAGAGGGUGAAGACAACUUUGACCAAGACAUAGCAGAAGACAUCCUUUCGUCUCCGCCACCCAAACCCCCUGCGCCGUUGCCACCCGAGCCCCGUGCCGCCAUGCCUCUGCCCACCAUACUCUCUACGCACAUCUCCAUCCAACACAAACCCACACCCCUACCCGCCGCUCCAUCCACCCAGCCUCAGCCCGCCGUGGUCACCCCUCAGGCGAUCGCUCCUGCACCCCCUCCCCACAUGCUCACCCCUACUCAGCCGACAGUCAUCACUCAUGCGUCUGUAUCCCACGCCUCUGUCAUCCAAGCCGUGAACCAUGUCAUUCCAGCUGGGCCUAAACACUUGGCGCACAUUGUGCCCUCUAACGUCGGCCAGCCUAUCGGACACAUCACCGUGCACCCAGUAACCCACCUCCCCACUGCCAUUUACCCACAAUCGGUGGCCGUCUCGCAGCCAGCAGUGGUGGGGCACAUCACGCACACGCUGGCACACCACCCUCAAACCCAGGUCAACGGCACACCGGUCGGGGCCCAACAGGGGGCCAUGGUGGGGAAGCCCACAGCGGUGGUCGCCCAUCAUCACACCGGGCUGGCCGGCCAGGCGGUUCUCAAUCCAGUGACUAUGGUAACUGUACCCCCCUUUCCCGUCAGCACGCUAAAGCUGGCCUGAAAGAAGCAGAAAGACUUUGGGGCCGAAUGAAUGGAGCUCUCUGUAGCAACUCACCAGAGACGGAAGAUGAAACACGCUAGCUGGAUGAUGAGUGACUAGAUCCCAGUUUCACUACUGUUGAUUCUACAUCGGCGGGGUUUCAUCAGGACCGGAUGGGCGCGAAAGGGCCUUGCGUGCCAUGGCACGCAGCAGUGGAAUGGUAUACGUGUAAUGCACUUGCUUAACUAAAUUAUAAGACAGCGAGUGUCAGUUUUUAGUCAUGUGAGAUCAGAGUGCUAAAAACAAAUCAAUCCUCUUCUCCUUCCCUCUAUAUUUCAUGCUAUCCCUUUUCUGUUUGCUCUGAUAUACAAGCCUGCCAUGAUCUUGUGUUUUACAUCCAUUCACCAAAAAUCCACAAAAACAAGAAACCUCAAUGUUAAUCAAAAACUAGAGUGCUUAAACAGGCCCAAAAGUAUUGAAAGCAUGCAAAGAAAACGUUAACGGGGUACGUUUUUAACGGGGACUUUUAAACUGUCUUGAAAAAAAAUCAGGUCACUCGGAACAAGUGUCUUGUGAGGAAAUGCAAGUGCCUAUAACCCCAAAUCAAGCCCAAUGGCGCCACCUGCUGCCUACGCGAUGAAACGACAUGUGUUUAUAAGCUAAUACGGUCGAAUGCGCUGCGCAGACUGAUCGGCGUAAAAUAUCAAAGUAUCGCGAGAGAAAUUCGAAAGUAUACCUAUCGCGAUACAUAGAUGUUAAACGCCAUUCGGUCUGCGCAUCGCCUCGUGAAGUCGAACCCGUCUGACAAUAUGCGGCUACAGUGAGUCACAAAGUCUUAAAAUGUCGAUGAAGAACUGCAACGAACUAAUCAAAACACAAGUUCUCUUUUUCAAUAUACAUAUAUGACUACAUUUAGGCAUAUAAACUCUUAAGCGCUCAAAAUGUCUAACAUAAAACUACCUAAUGCGCUUUUAACACUUAAGAUAAUGACAAAUGAUGUCGGGCAUUAUCAGAAUCGUACUCAAAUGUCAAAUGAAGUCUUGGAAUAAAGCAGCUCCGUCUCCGCGCACAGCAUCAAACGCGCGCGCACGUGUCCGCACUGUGUUCGUUGCAUUGCACAGUCAUUUCUAUUUGUCGUUUUUUUAUUUUGAUGCGCUGUUGUGUGAAUUGUCGUGUUGUAGGUGGCUUUGUGUAUAAGCAUUUGGCUUUAAGAGGUUAAAAACUGUUGCACUGAGUCCGUUUCCAGGAUUAAAGGCCAUUUAUCACUAGCAGUCAGAGAUGCCCUGUUUAUACCUUUGCUUGUUAAACGCGCUCGCUUGGUUUAACCUGCACAAACUUUGCUCUCUUACUCUUUUUUUCCUGUCUAAAUCCGAUGGUUUACUGCUGAUGGUUUGGCUAAGUAUCUGAAUUAUUGCUUUAUAUACUGUCACUUUCAAACUGAACACUGUGAUUUCUGCUCCUCAUCAUCACCCUGCUCCAAAAACCCAAACUUUGCAUAUUCACCCAUUUUCUGUUUGUGUUUUCCCUCUUGUUUUGGGGAUGUGAAGAUGAAAAGAUACUGUGCUUCACAGACUCACUUAAAAUACCAACAAAAAUAGCGUAACCUUUGUGAAAUUAGUGUGUUUUUACCCUCUCUUUUAUAUAUAUAUAUGUGAAUGAAUGUAUGUGUAUAUGUGAGGUAUAUGCACGCAUUCACAUAUACGUGUAUGUAUUUUAGGAUUAUACUGAUGCCUGGUUUUGCAUGUAGAUCGCGUUUUUUUGGUUGGUUGGUUUAAAUGUUAAUCCCUCCCCCCUUUCAUUUUAUUUUCGGGGACCAUGUAUCAUACUGUAUGAUGUGGGCGGGACCGUUAGACCUCAUUCUACAUUGAUAUUACAUAUAAAUAUAUGAAAAACUGUGCAUUUUCCCUAUGGAGAAAGUUUAAGUUAUAUAUCGCCUGUACAUUUUGGGCUGCAUUAGGAUCGAGUUGUCCACCAUGUUUAACUGAAAUAAUAGUAAUAAAACUUAUAAAAUAUUGCUAGAUUACUACAAAAACAUAAUGACGAUUCAUAAUAAA